Messenger RNA from Lethenteron reissneri (Far Eastern brook lamprey), 1302 nucleotides. It is a transcript of the gene PSMD8, whose product is annotated as proteasome 26S subunit, non-ATPase 8. Lineage: Eukaryota; Metazoa; Chordata; Hyperoartia; Petromyzontiformes; Petromyzontidae. Gene Ontology annotation, biological process: proteasome-mediated ubiquitin-dependent protein catabolic process. The record is from RefSeq and is a predicted model, not a curated record. Gene Ontology annotation, cellular component: cytosol; proteasome regulatory particle, lid subcomplex; nucleus.
GAGUCGUCUGACGCUGGGGUGACGUCACGGCGACGAAGCUUUCUCCAGUCAUGGCGGCGGCGGCAGAGCAGGAGGCGUCGAGGCUGCGGCUGCAGGAGGCGCUCAGCGCCCGCGAUCUCCUCGCGCUCGAGUGGGGCAAGAAGGCGCCCAGCCUCGACGCGUGCGGCGAGCUGCUCGCCAAGCUCAAGCUUGCGCUGCUCGACCUCAAUUUCCUACCAGUGGGUGGAACCAAGCCUAGCAAGCAGCAGCUCAUCCUGGCACGAGAUAUCUUGGAGAUCGGUGCACAGUGGAGUGUUCAGAAAAAGGACAUCCCUUCGUUUGAGCGAUACAUCGCACAACUCAAAUGCUACUACUUUGACUACAAGAGCGAGCUUCCAGAGUCGGCUUACAAGUGGCAGCUGUUGGGCCUCAACCUGCUGUGCCUGCUCUCGCAGAACCGCGUGGCCGAGUUCCACACGGAGCUAGAGCGCCUUCCUGCCCGCGAGCUCCAGGGCAAUGUCUACAUCAAACACCCCGUGUCACUUGAGCAGUACCUGAUGGAAGGCAGCUACAACAAGGUGUUUCUGGCCAAGGGGAAUGUGCCGGCAGAGUCGUACACGUUCUUCAUCGACAUCCUGCUCGACACAAUCCGGGACGAGAUCGCGGGCUGCAUCGAGAAAGCGUACGAGAGGAUAUCGUUCAAGGAAGCAGCACGCGUCCUCUUCUUCAAUGCGCAGAAGCAGAUGACCGAGUACAGCACCAAGCGUGGCUGGAAACUGGGAGCCGACAGCUACGUGCUAUUUGGGAACACGCAGCAGCAGAAGCCGGAAGAGGCUACAAUCCCAUCCACAGAGCUGGCGCAGCAAGUCAUCGAGUACGCGCGGCAGCUCGAGAUGAUCGUCUGAGCUUACCCCAUCGGUGGGGAGAGGGGAGCUGCGCUUCUCCCAUGUGACCCACCCCCCAUAAAAUAAACACCCUGCCCCCUUGAAACACGAUUUCAGGCAGUCUAAACUAAAGUUUGUGAUGUUCUCCAGAAUGUGUUUAUUAUAAUUUUGAAAAAUGUGUUUUUUUAUUACAUUUGUGCACCAGGCUACAUCUUGUGUAUUUAAGGCAGGAAGCAAGUUGUUUUUCUUCUCGAGAUGCUUUUAGAUAUUAACACAGACGUUGAACUGAUGACACAGCAGGGAGCUUCUUUUGAUGGCUAAAUUCUAAACAUAAAUAAAUGGUUGGAUUAAAGACCUGUGUAGGAUAUUUGUCCAUAAGAUUUCUGAUAUUGGAAACCAAUAAAGUGUGGCCUGAAUAAGCAGCCACUUCCUGCGGCAA